Gigantopelta aegis is the source of this 6149-nucleotide messenger RNA. RefSeq names its product progranulin-like. The record is from RefSeq and is a predicted model, not a curated record. Bases 63 to 4061 code for a protein of 1332 amino acids. The transcript is spliced from 20 exons. Gene Ontology annotation, cellular component: extracellular region. Lineage: Eukaryota; Metazoa; Mollusca; Gastropoda; Neomphalida; Peltospiridae.
CUAGCGGGGUGUUUGUCAUGUGACAAUUUUAUCCUGUUUGGGAAUCCCAGUGAGGAACAAAAAUGUUGUGGAAUUUUGUUAUAUGGAGUGGUGUGGUGACUUGUACCAUAGCAGGGAAGUUGUUUUUCAAGCCAAGGGAACAGUUACCAGAUUCUCUCUGCCCUGAUGGUCUAAUUACAUGCCCCAAGGACAAAGCCUGCUGUCCUACAAUCAGUGGAAAAUAUGAAUGUUGUCACAUAUCAGAGGUUGAAAGAUUGCCGGAUGUUCUGAAAAUGUCUGCAGUGUCUGAAGAUGUUGAUUCAGUGAUAUGUCCUGGCCAGACGGCAGAGUGUCCAGAUGGUAACACUUGCUGUCAACUAGCCGGAGGUCACUGGGGAUGCUGCCCACUGCUAAAUGCAGUGUGUUGUUCAGACCACACACACUGCUGUCCGAGCGGAUCCACCUGUGACACGAGUCGUGGCCUGUGUGACAAGGGAACAGAGCAGCUGCCAUGGCUGACGAAAACGCUUGCCAGAACGAUCACAAGAAUCGACCCGUCGGACCUCGUGUUGACGUCUGCUGUGGAUAGAGAGGAGAACCCACACUGCGUGGUCUGCCCUGAUGGGAGAUCUGAGUGUCCUGACGGAACCACGUGCUGUCUGAUGCCCGGAGGAAUGUAUGGAUGUUGCCCUCUACCUGACGCUGUGUGUUGUCCUGAUCGCAUACAUUGCUGUCCACACUUCACGACUUGUGACAUGCAGAAAAGCCAGUGCGACGGUAUGGGUGGUGAAAGGUUUCCCUGGCUAAUAACGUUCCCCGUCGCAGCUAUUAAAUGCGAUGCUACGAAACAGUGCCAGACCGGUCAGACGUGCUGUAAACUGGCCAGUGGUUCAUGGGGCUGCUGCCCUCUCCCUCAGGCUGUGUGUUGUUCUGAUGGAGUCCACUGCUGUCCACAUGAUACAACCUGUGAUGUCAGUCAGGGUCGAUGUAUCAAACAAGAUGGAACCUCGUAUCCAUGGCUACAGAAAUCUGCAGCAUUGUCUAGAAAAGUGGAAAAUGUAAAAUGUGAUUCACAGUAUUCUUGUCCAACUGGAGACACUUGUUGUAAACUACAGUCAGGUCAAUGGGGAUGUUGUCCACUUCCUAAUGCUGUGUGUUGUUCUGAUGGAGCCCACUGCUGUCCACAUGAUACCACCUGUGAUGUCAGUCAGGGUCGAUGUAUCAAACAAGAUGGAACCUCGUAUCCAUGGCUACAGAAAUCUGCAGCAUUGUCUAGAAAAGUGGAAGAUGUACAAUGUGAUUCCCAGUAUUCUUGUCCAACUGGAGACACUUGUUGUAAACUACAGUCAGGUCAAUGGGGAUGUUGUCCACUUCCUAAUGCUGUGUGUUGUUCUGAUGGAGUCCACUGCUGUCCACGUGAUACAACCUGUGAUGUCAGUCAGGGUCGAUGUAUCAGAAAAGAUGGAACCUCGUAUCCAUGGCUACAGAAAUCUACAGCUUUGUCUAGAAAAGUGGAAAAUGUAAAAUGUGAUUCACAGUAUUCUUGUCCAACUGGAGACACUUGUUGUAAACUACAGUCAGGUCAAUGGGGAUGUUGUCCACUUCCAAUGGCUGUGUGUUGUUCUGAUGGAGUCCACUGCUGUCCACAUGAUACAACCUGCGAUGUCAGUCAGGGUCGAUGUAUCAAACAAGAUGGAACCUCGUAUCCAUGGCUACAGAAAUCUGCAGCAUUGUCUAGAAAAGUGGAAACUGUAAAAUGUGAUUCACAGUAUUCUUGUCCAACUGGAGACACUUGUUGUAAACUAGUGUCAGGUCAAUGGGGAUGUUGUCCACUUCCUAAUGCUGUGUGUUGUUCUGAUGGAGUCCACUGCUGUCCACGUGAUACAACCUGUGAUGUCAGUCAGGGUCGAUGUAUCAGAAAAGAUGGAACCUCGUAUCCAUGGCUACAGAAAUCUGCAGCUUUGUCUAGAAAAGUGGAAAAUGUAAAAUGUGAUUCACAGUAUUCUUGUCCAACUGGAGACACUUGUUGUAAACUACAGUCAGGUCAAUGGGGAUGUUGUCCACUUCCAAUGGCUGUGUGUUGUUCUGAUGGAGUCCACUGCUGUCCACAUGAUACAACCUGUGAUGUCAGUCAGGGUCGAUGUAUCAAACAAGAUGGAACCUCGUAUCCAUGGCUACAGAAAUCUGCAGCAUUGUCUAGAAAAGUGGAAACUGUAAAAUGUGAUUCACAGUAUUCUUGUCCAACUGGAGACACUUGUUGUAAACUAGUGUCAGGUCAAUGGGGAUGUUGUCCACUUCCUAAUGCUGUGUGUUGUUCUGAUGGAGUCCACUGCUGUCCACGUGAUACAACCUGUGAUGUCAGUCAGGGUCGAUGUAUCAGAAAAGAUGGAACCUCGUAUCCAUGGCUACAGAAAUCUACAGCUUUGUCUAGAAAAGUGGAAAAUGUAAAAUGUGAUUCACAGUAUUCUUGUCCAACUGGAGACACUUGUUGUAAACUACAGUCAGGUCAAUGGGGAUGUUGUCCACUUCCAAUGGCUGUGUGUUGUUCUGAUGGAGUCCACUGCUGUCCACAUGAUACCACCUGUGAUGUCAGUCAGGGUCGAUGUAUCAAACAAGAUGGAACCUCGUAUCCAUGGCUACAGAAAUCUGCAGCAUUGUCUAGAAAAGUGGAAACUGUAAAAUGUGAUUCACAGUAUUCUUGUCCAACUGGAGACACUUGUUGUAAACUACAGUCAGGUCAAUGGGGAUGUUGUCCACUUCCUAAUGCUGUGUGUUGUUCUGAUGGAGCCCACUGCUGUCCACAUGAUACAACCUGUGAUGUCAGUCAGGGUCGAUGUAUCAAACAAGAUGGAACCUCGUAUCCAUGGCUACAGAAAUCUGCAGCAUUGUCUAGAAAAGUGGAAACUGUAAAAUGUGAUUCACAGUAUUCUUGUCCAUCUGGAGACACUUGUUGUAAACUAGUGUCAGGUCAAUGGGGAUGUUGUCCACUUCCUAAUGCUGUGUGUUGUUCUGAUGGAGUCCACUGCUGUCCACAUGAUACAACCUGUGAUGUCAGUCAUGGUCGAUGUAUCAAACAAGAUGGAACCUCGUAUCCAUGGCUACAGAAAUCUGCAGCAAUUUCUAAAAAAGUGGAAAAUGUAAAAUGUGAUUCACAGUAUUCUUGUCCAACUGGAGACACUUGUUGUAAACUACUGUCGGGUCAAUGGGGAUGUUGUCCACUUCCUAAUGCUGUGUGUUGUUCUGAUGGAGUCCACUGCUGUCCACAUGAUACAACUUGUGAUGUCAGUCAGGGUCGAUGUAUCAAACAAGAUGGAACGUCGUAUCCAUGGCUACAGAAAUCUACAGCAUUGUCUACAACAGUGGAAAAUGUAAAAUGUGAUACACAGUAUUCUUGUCCAUCUGGAGACACUUGUUGUAAACUAGUGUCGGGUCAAUGGGGAUGUUGUCCACUUCCUAAUGCUGUGUGUUGUUCUGAUGGAGUCCACUGCUGUCCACAUGAUACAACCUGUGAUGUCAGUCAGGGUCGAUGUAUCAAACAAGAUGGAACCUCGUAUCCAUGGCUACAGAAAUCUUCAGCAUUGUUUAACCAAGUUCAAGAAAUUAAGUCCACCAUACUGCAGGCAUCCAAAAAUAUUGUCUGUCCAGAUGGACGUUCAGAGUGCCCAGAUGGAUCGACAUGUUGCAAAGAGAAGUCAGGCCAAUAUGGUUGCUGUCCUCUACUUUCGGCUGUUUGCUGUUCAGAUGGUUUACACUGCUGUCCACAGGGAACGACCUGUGACGUGGCAGCUGGCACAUGUAACAGAGGAUCCACAAAACUGCCCUGGCAUGACAAACUGAUUGCUUCAACACGCGAAAAUAAGAUAAAAAACAUACGCUGCCCAGAUUCCAGACACUGUCCUGACAACUUCACCUGUUGUCCUAUUGGUUCCAAUAAAUAUGGCUGUUGUCCUCUAGCGAAAGCGACGUGUUGUGCGGAUAUGGUGCACUGUUGUCCACAAGGCCACACCUGUGAUCCAUCGACGGGACGGUGCAUAAAACCUAACAACAUCAUUCCAUUUAUACGCAGCAGGCAGUUGCCUUGAGGCUGGAGGUGACUUCUGCAUGCUUCAUCAAGUCUUUCACUGGGAGCCUCGACUGUUUGCGUUCUUGUACAGGCAGUCCGUGCUAAGAUUGUAGAUUGAAUCUGUGUGCAUUGUACACCAAUCAAAGUUCAAACUGAUCAUUAAUUGAAUGAUGAGAUUUAAAUUUAACCUCACCAGUUACUGAAUGUAUUUUAAUACAUCAAGAUUUUUUUGAUUUUUUUUGGAUGUAUUGUGAAAAUGUUGGUUAAUUUUUUUGAUAAGAUUUAUUUAUACGGUUCUAAGAGUAAAAGGACCAAUUUGGAAAUUUAUUACAUGGUGAAUUUUCAACGCCUCAUCUCUGUAAUCUAAUGAAUAAUUGAUGGCACUUAAACUUGUGUUAAUUUUUUAUGGAAUUUUGAAUAUAAUAUUUAUUUAAAAAUUAGCAAUAUCUUUGCUUCAUUUAUGUAUGUCAAAACUAAAAAAAAGAAACUUUUUAUGACACCAAAGGUUUUAUUUUUUUAAAUUAAAAAAAAAGAGACUUUUUUUUUGCUUUUUGUAAUUUGGUUUUUGGUCGUGUCAUAGUAUCACAGAAUGUGACCCUGGUACAUACGAUGGAUCUGUAUUGAUAUAAUCACCACACAGAAACCAGUAUGUCGACUUCACUGCUACCUGUAUAUGUUUAAAUAAUCUUCCUCCAAAUGGUAGCCAUUUUAAAACAAUAUAUACUUAUUCCAGGAUUUUUCUUCAGUUUGUUUCCCAACUUUAAAAUAACACCUGAAUCCACAGUAUUAAUGCUAUAAUACUUCUGCCAUUUUCUCUUCUAUUGUUACCAUCACAAAUAGUCUUCACAUUUUUCAUAAUAAUACUGAACAUAUAUAUAUAUAUAUAUAUAUAUAUAUAUAUAUUUUUUUUUUUAUCCAGUUGAAAAAAAAAAUAUAUAUCCCGACAUAUUUUCUACAACUGAAUAUUCAUCAACUGACCGUUGUAAUCCUUAUAGCCAGUUAGAUGUCAGUGUCUGUCUGACCACAAAGAGUUGGUGAGAACAGCUGACAGACACACUGAUUAGAUAAAACAGAAAACGACCUGACUGAUGAUAGUGGUAGAGUUCAUUAAUGGGAUGGGUGAGACAAGUUGUAAAUAUUUUAAAACAGUCAUCAAAGAAGAUCACAGUGCAUUCCGGAGUAAGGAUCACAACACUGGGUAGGGGGAAGGUUCUCCUACUAGGUGGGAACCUAACAAGGAUAUUGGGUAGGUGAGAAAGGGUCAAAAUGGGGGGGGGGGGGUCAUACUGGGUGGGAGUUAAAAGAAGAUACUGGGUGUGGGAAAAAGGAUAACUGGGAGACAGGAGAAACCACAUUUUAUUAUUUUACAGUUAGUCUAUAAUCAUUUUAUUUUUAUAAAGAUAAUGCAAACUUUCUAAAAUGAAUUUUACUAGUGGUCUUAGACAAAAACUGCCAUUCCCUCCCUGCACUUCCUUUGUUGAUUUUUGUAAUAAACCGUAGCAGCAUUUUAAAACCAGUUAACCGGGGAAGCUGAAGAUUGUCACCACAGUGCUAUAGUUACCCCACCCACCACCAUUUAUUAUCAUAAACUGUAUCCUUUUGUUGGGGUGGACAGGAUGUCAUUUAGUUAUCUCAAAAAUAUACUAUAAUCAAUCAAUGGUAGGUUAGCACAGAAUGAAAUAAGAUGCCGGUAGUAUUUUGGUACAAACAUAUCAUGUCAUGUGUAAAAUAUGCUAUGUCAUAAAAGUUGUAUAUAUUAGCGAGGGGUUAAUUAUUAUGUUACAGCGUCCAGUGUUUUUUGGGUUAUUUGUAUUUGAUGUUUUAUUAGUGUUUGACAAGUGAAAUGUAACAGUGUUUAGGAAGAGAAAUGUGUCCAUGCCUUAGUUUGAUAUGUCAAAGAACGAGAAAGCCAGGACUGAGGUCUAAAAAGAGAGGCUCAAAAUCAACAGGAGACAGCACUUAGCAAAUGUCGCUCAAAAUACACAACUUGAUUUUUGAUAACCAGUUUCAGAAGCAGCUUUUGCUGUCCAUCUUAUUUUGGACAGUAUUUCAGAUAUAUUUAAAAUUCUUGAUUUUCAGGAGUGAUAAUAAAAAAUGUAUUCUUUUA